This is a messenger RNA of Eruca vesicaria subsp. sativa (arugula), 759 nucleotides long. Lineage: Eukaryota; Viridiplantae; Streptophyta; Magnoliopsida; Brassicales; Brassicaceae. The record is from the annotation of a GenBank genome assembly.
AUGAGGCUUCUCUCUUCUUCUGCCUCUGCUAGCAGCUGCAACCUAUUUUGUUCCUCCCACAAGGCCAAUGCAAGAGAAAGCGAAGGGAAGUUUCAAGUUCCCGUAAAGGACAAAGAUUUUGAGUUUCAAAUCAAGAAGUUUGCUCCACCGCUCACGGCUGUUCUUCUUGCGGUUUCACCCAUCUGUAACCCUCCAGAAUCUCUUGGCCAAACCUUGGAUAUACAAAGAGGAGCAACACUGUUUAAUAGAGCUUGUAUUGGGUGUCAUGAUACAGGCGGAAACAUUAUUCAACCAGGCGCAACGCUUUUCCCAAAUGACCUCCAAAGAAAUGGAGUUGAUACUGAGGAAGAGAUAUUUAGUGUUACCUACUACGGAAAGGGAAGAAUGCCGGGAUUUGGGGAGAAAUGCACUCCGAGAGGACAGUGUACCUUUGGUCCUCGGUUGCAGGACGAAGAAAUCAAGCUUCUGUCUGAGUUUGUAAAGCUCCAGGCUGAACAAGGUUGGCCAAACGUAUCUACCGAGUAGCAACAAGAUUAGUACAGUUUAAUCUAGUAAGAACAUGCAGCAUUACAUUGUAUGUACCUUUAAUGUCUAAGAUUCAAUGUAUGUUAAAUAAUAUAACAAUAUUCGUGAGAAUUGGGAGAGCUUCACUGCAAACAAAUGCGUAUGCUCCAAGAUGUUCCUUGAGGUACCACAAAACCAAUACAUAUAUGUUCAUAACUUUUUGCCCACUCUUGGCAUUACAAAAAUUAUAUUCCG